AUGGAGUCCAAUGUACACCAAACUAGAUUAGUAAAGUUGAGCUCAACGGUUCCUAGAUCUAGUCACUUUGAUGUGCUUUGAUGGGAAGGUAACUUCGCAUAGUCACCAUUUUCAAGUUUUAAGUAAAUAGCAGCCAUCGGUUGACGUUGUGUUAACGCAGUUACUUUGCUGUUGCCAUUUGUAUAUAAAAAUUGGUACGCAGCCACGGUUGCGUUCUUAUAUGCCAAAGUGUUCGUAGUCAGGUGAGUGGGAAUCUGGCACAAAAGAAACAUUAGUAAACACCGUGGAGUUAUUCCAAAAGAAUUAAUCAUGAGCGACGAACAAUCAAACGAUUCUCCCCAGACGAUCGAGUUGUCCUCAAAUGAUAUUGAAAAAUUGGAAGAAGCCAAAUUGAAAGCUAAGUUUCCCAAUGCUGGACGUGGUCCAAUCAGUGGGCAUUCUGUAUUUCUUCAAAAGAGGCUAGCUAAAGGGAAGUAUUUCGAUUCUGGAGAUUAUCAAAUGGCAAAACAGAAAUCAACAGCGAAACCGAAGCCGGCUGGUGUUUUGCCAACAGGUGAUGCUAUUCCAACACCUGAAACAGUACCUCAAAGGAAGACAUCCAUCAUUCAACAAAAGUUUAAUACGUCGAGUACCUCAUAAGAUUGAUCCUCAUUUUUUUUUUUUAAAGCAAUGAGUUUAAUAUAAUGUUCAUAUUAUAAAAAUAAUAGUUUAAAACAGUAAUGCCUGGAUGCUGGUGCAUAAUUAUAAUGAAGUCAUUAACUUUGAUCGGCAAAAACUAGUUCAGCCCAUGGCAUCUUGUCAUAUUAACAUUCUGCAGUAAUUAUUGUCAUUAGACUUAGGGGUAUGACUUAUGUACGAGUAUUUAAUAUCUACUUUUAGAAAACUAUUGAAAUUGCAUACUGCAGCAUAGUUAGUGCAAACAUGGUCACAAAUGAUCAAAAAAUACCUUAAGACUUGAAACGAAUUUUAGAAUUUAACAAAGGGGUAUCUUUGCUUAGUCCCUGAGGAAGUAGUAUCGCUUCAAACUACAAGUAAUAAUGCUGCAGUCUGAUAAUAUUCUAAUAAUUAUUUUCACGUUCUUUUGCUUUGCAUUCAGCCCAUUAGAUAGUAAAUAAAGGCAAUUGUAUACAUUGUUAAAGAUGGUUAAGAAGAAAUCAUCCCAUAUUUUUUUAUCUUUACAGCGUACGUUUGUUUAAGCUUUAACAUAACAGGUCUAAAAAAGUACUCAAUAAUGAUGCCGGUCAAAAAUAGAAUUUAACAUUUACGAAUCACUGACAAGCAGAUGAUUGACUGAUGUUUUAAAAUUGCCUCCUUUGGAAGCAUUUUGUGAAAAAAUGAAUGAGCAUAUAUAUCUGCAUUUUAGAAGUGCUGUGAUGUGCUUAGUAAUAUUUCCUGAUGAAUGUCCAGUUUAUUAUAAAAAUCUGUAAAUUUUCAAGUAUACCUACAGCCUUGGUUUUGUAAAGUAUAAAGUAUUAGUAAUAUAUAUUCCAUUAAAACGCA
Messenger RNA from Orussus abietinus, 1500 nucleotides. It is a transcript of the gene endos, whose product is annotated as alpha-endosulfine. Lineage: Eukaryota; Metazoa; Arthropoda; Insecta; Hymenoptera; Orussidae. Gene Ontology annotation, cellular component: cytoplasm. The transcript has 3 exons. The coding region runs from base 310 to 639 and encodes 109 amino acids. The record is from RefSeq and is a predicted model, not a curated record. Gene Ontology annotation, molecular function: protein phosphatase inhibitor activity.